AUUUCCGCCGAGUUGACUCGCGCGAGUUAGAUAAAGCAACCAUACGAGGCUUACACGUGUGGGAGAAGAUACAAAAAGGGAAAGCACACCAACGGGGAGUACCUGCUCGAUCGGCUCCAUUCACACGCACAGCACAAGCGCCGCUUACGUAGUGUAGGUCACCUUUUACACGUGGCUCACCUCCACCACUGCUGCCCUUUUUGCCCAUACGACGGUAAAGAGAAGAAAAGAAGCGGCAGGAAUACAAAAAGAAAAGCAUUCCACACUUCACUCAUCGCGAUCGAGAACGGCCACCAUGGUGAGACAGUCGCAGAGCAUGUACGAUAGGCACCUGACUAUCUUCUCCCCCGAUGGAAACCUCUACCAGAUAGAAUACGCCAUCAAGGCAGUGAAGAACACCAACAUAACUUCCAUCGGAGUGAAAGGAGAAAACUGUGCCGUAAUCAUUUCCCAAAAAAAAAUGGCAACGCAGUACAUCUCGCAAGACAAGCUACUAGAUUACAACAACAUCACGAAUAUUUACAACAUAACCGACGAAAUCGGAUGCUCCAUGGUAGGAAUGCCGGGGGAUUGCCUCAGUAUGGUGUAUAAGGCUAGGAUAGAGGCUGCCGAGUUCUUGUAUUCCAAUGGGCACAACGUUAACGUGGAAACCUUGUGCAGGAAUAUUUGCGACAAGAUUCAGGUCUUCACGCAGCACGCCUACAUGAGGCUGCACGCUUGCAGCGGAAUGAUCAUAGGCAUGGGCGAGGACAACAAACCGGGCCUCUUCAAGUUCGACCCGUCGGGAUUCUGCGCAGGGUACCGCGCGUGUGUGAUUGGGAACAAGGAACAAGAAAGCAUAAGCAUACUGGAGAGGCUGCUGGAGAAGAGGAAGAAAAAAAUACAACAAGAGACGUUAGAGGAGGAUGUACAAAACACCAUCAUCUUGGCUAUUGAAGCACUGCAGACCAUUUUGGCUUUUGACUUAAAGGCCAACGAAAUAGAAAUGGCGAUCGUUUCGAAGGCGAACCCCAACUUUACGCAAAUCAGCGAGAAGGAGAUCGACAACUAUUUGACCUUCAUCGCGGAGCGGGAUUAG
Messenger RNA from Plasmodium cynomolgi strain B, 1078 nucleotides. RefSeq names its product proteasome subunit alpha type 6. The coding region runs from base 296 to 1078 and encodes 260 amino acids. NCBI's taxonomy places the organism in Eukaryota, Apicomplexa, Aconoidasida, Haemosporida, Plasmodiidae. The record is from RefSeq and is a predicted model, not a curated record. The transcript has 3 exons. Gene Ontology annotation, cellular component: proteasome core complex, alpha-subunit complex; nucleus; cytosol. Gene Ontology annotation, biological process: ubiquitin-dependent protein catabolic process.